Morchella sextelata is the source of this 1797-nucleotide messenger RNA. RefSeq lists its product as uncharacterized. The transcript is spliced from 6 exons. Bases 1 to 1797 code for a protein of 598 amino acids. Gene Ontology annotation, cellular component: cytosol. Gene Ontology annotation, molecular function: glycerone kinase activity; ATP binding. Gene Ontology annotation, biological process: glycerol catabolic process. The record is from RefSeq and is a predicted model, not a curated record. Lineage: Eukaryota; Fungi; Ascomycota; Pezizomycetes; Pezizales; Morchellaceae.
AUGUCCAACAAGCAUUUCAUCAAUGACGCAGCAGACCUAGUCGCAUCAGCGCUUCGAUCAGUGCCCGUCACAAACCCAGCGCUCAAGCUAGAUGAGGAAAACAAAAUCGUUUACUCGAGGCACAACGCCGCUGACACCGUCGCGAUUGUCUCCGGCGGAGGUGCUGGUCAUGAACCCAGUUUUGUCAGGUAUCAACCUCACAUGCUCAUUUCCAGGCCAUAUCAGAAUGCCCAUGACUUUGUAGGCAGCGGCAUUCUCCGUGCUGCCGUCUCAGGAUCGAUUUUUGCCAGUCCAAGUGUCAGACAGAUCUAUAAUGCCAUCAUCCACCGUGUGAACCCCAAUAGUGGGGUGUGUAUGAUCGUUAUGAACUACACCGGCGAUGUGCUCCAUUUUGGGCUGGCAAGCGAAAAGGCCAAGGCCGCUGGUCUAGAUGUCGAGAUGGUAGUAGUCGGCGACGACGUCGGUGUCGGGCGUGAAAUAAACGGCAAAGUUGGGCGCAGAGGUAUCGCUGGUACGGUGCUAGUCCACAAGGUCGCUGGGGCGCUAGCAGCCGCAAAGGGCAACUUGCAGGAAGUGACGGAGGUCGCAAGGUUGGUGAGUGCUAAUUUGGUGAGUGUUGGGAGCUCGCUGGGACAUGUGCACGUACCGGGCCAUGGAACGGCAGAGAAUGAGGCAGCGUUGAAGGAAACGGAUGUAGAGGUAGGGAUGGGGAUUCAUAAUGAGCAGGGGUUCAAGAGGAUUCCAAUCCCGCCGCUCGGUGAACUAGUGAGUCUGCUGUUGAAACAAUUAUUAGAUUCGAGCGAUAAAGACCGCGGAUACCUAGAAGAAGUAGAGAAGAACGAGGGAUGGGUCCUGUUGAUCAAUAAUUUGGGGGGUGUCAGUCCCCUAGAGAUGGGAGGUGUCACUACAGAAGUCGUCAAACAGCUUGACGCGACUUAUGGUAUUGAGCCAAAAAGAGUAUUCAGUGGAACCUAUAUGACCAGCUUGAAUGGGAAUGGUUUCAGCAUUAGUCUUCUGAGACUGGUUGAUACCGGGCUUGGGAAAGGGAAGAGUAUGCUAGAACUUCUGGACGCGCCAUGCGAAACAAUCGGAUGGCCGAUGAUUGUCAAGCCUGAAACUUGGGAUAACAAAGUCAAGGACGAGGUGGCCGAGAAGAUUGCAGUUGAUGAGAGAAUACCAUCUUCAAAAUUGAAAAUGGAUACGGCUAUCUUCUCGAAGAUACUGACUGCAGGGUUGAAAAAACUCAUUGAGGCUGAGCCAGAGAUCACAAAGGCCGAUGAAAUCGUAGGUGAUGGUGACUGUGGGCUCGCGCUUAAGUCAGGUGCAGAAGCGGUACUCAAGUUCAUUGAUUCCGGGAAGGUUGUCCCAGAUGCAGUCAUCACCGUCGCAAAGCUUGCAGAGAUAGUGGAGGAGCAUAUGGAUGGUACUUCAGGGGCCAUUUACUCAAUCUUUCUCAACUCCCUUGCGAAAGCGCUCCGGAGGAGUGGGGAAGAGAGGGCAACACUCAAGACAUGGGCAACUGCCGCAAUGGCCGCUCUUGUAUCUUUGAGGAGAUACACCCCUGCACAGCCAGGCGAUAGGACCUUGGUUGAUGCACUACAGCCUUUCAUUAUUGCACUGGCGGAGGAUAAAGGGUUGGUUGCUGCAGCAAAGGCUGCAAGAGAAGGCGCAGAUAGUACAAAGGGGAUGAGACCACGUCUGGGAAGAAGUGUCUAUGUUAAUGAGAUUGGGGAUACUCUGGAUCCUGGUGCCGUGGGAAUUGCAGUCUUGGUUGAGGGCUUCGCGCAGUCUAAGUAA